This is a messenger RNA of Chiroxiphia lanceolata (lance-tailed manakin), 7906 nucleotides long. It is a transcript of the gene HDAC4, whose product is annotated as histone deacetylase 4. Bases 16 to 3330 code for a protein of 1104 amino acids. The transcript is spliced from 26 exons. Gene Ontology annotation, biological process: negative regulation of transcription by RNA polymerase II; chromatin organization. The record is from RefSeq and is a predicted model, not a curated record. Gene Ontology annotation, cellular component: histone deacetylase complex. Lineage: Eukaryota; Metazoa; Chordata; Aves; Passeriformes; Pipridae. Gene Ontology annotation, molecular function: histone deacetylase activity.
UGGUGGAGAGUUGUGAUGGAGAGCACUUCCAUUGCUUGGUCUUUUUGGAGCUGCUUUCCCUGGGUCACUGUGAGGCAACCGGUCCAGACUCCAGCUGGAAGGAGAGAUGGGCUUUCUGGCAGAGACCAGCCAGUGGAGCUGCUGAAUCCACCUCGAGUGAACCACAUGCCCAGCUCUGUUGAUGUGACCACAGCACUGCCCUUGCAAGUUGCCCCGAGUUCAGUGCCGAUGGAUCUGCGCCUGGACCACCAGUUCUCCAUGCCGGUGACGGAGCCCACGCUGCGGGAGCAGCAGCUGCAGCAGGAGCUGCUGGCGCUGAAGCAGAAGCAGCAGAUCCAGAGGCAGAUCCUGAUCGCGGAGUUCCAGCGGCAGCACGAGCAGCUCUCCCGGCAGCACGAGGCCCAGCUGCACGAGCACAUCAAACAGCAGCAGGAGAUGUUGGCCAUGAAGCACCAGCAGGAGCUGUUGGAGCACCAGAGGAAGCUGGAGCAGCACCGGCAGGAGCAGGAGCUGGAGAAGCAGCACCGGGAGCAGAAACUUCAGCAGCUGAAAAACAAGGAGAAAGGAAAAGAGAGUGCAGUGGCAAGCACAGAAGUGAAGAUGAAAUUGCAGGAAUUUGUCUUAAAUAAGAAGAAGGCCUUGGCCCACCGGAAUCUCAAUCACUGCAUCUCCAGUGACCCUCGCUUCUGGUACGGGAAGACCCAGCACAGCUCUCUGGACCAGAGUUCCCCUCCCCAAAGCGGCGUAUCCGGCACCUACAACCACCCGGUCCUGGGGAUGUACGAUUCCAAAGACGACUUCCCGCUCCGGAAAACAGCCUCUGAACCCAACCUGAAGCUGAGAUCCAGGCUAAAGCAGAAGGUGGCAGAGAGGAGGAGCAGCCCCCUCCUGCGCAGGAAGGACGGGCCGGUGGUGACGGCGCUGAAGAAGCGCCCGCUGGACGUCACAGACUCUGCAUGCAACAGUGCUCCUGGAUCUGGUCCCAGCUCUCCAAACAACAGCUCCAACAACAUCAGCACCGAGAACGGGAUUGCGGGAUCGGUCACGAGUAUCCCGGCAGAGCCCAGCCUGGCCCACAGGCUCGUGAACCGUGAGGGCUCCGUGACGCAGCUCCCGCUCUACACCUCUCCUUCCCUGCCCAACAUCACGCUUGGCCUGCCUGCCACUGGCCCUUCCAGCGCGGGAUCAGCCCAGCAGGAUGCGGAGAGACUCGCUAUCCCAGCCCUGCAGCAGCGGAUCUCCCUCUUCCCUGGAACCCACCUCACUCCCUACUUGAGCACUACAACGUUGGAAAGGGAUGGGGGAACUGCACAUAACCCUCUCCUGCAACACAUGGUCUUACUGGAACAGCCAACUGCACAAACUCCCCUAGUCACAGGACUGCCCCUCCACGCACAGCCCCUGGUUGGAGGCGAGCGGGUCUCCCCUUCCAUCCACAAGCUGCGGCAGCACCGCCCACUGGGGCGCACCCAGUCCGCACCCCUGCCCCAGAACGCCCAGGCCCUGCAGCAGUUGGUGAUCCAGCAGCAGCACCAGCAGUUCUUGGAGAAACACAAACAGCAAUUCCAGCAGCAGCAGCUGCACAUCAACAAGAUUAUAUCCAAACCCAACGAGCCAGCCCGGCAGCACGAGAGCCACCCCGAGGAGACGGAGGAGGAGCUGCGGGAACACCAGGCCCUCCUGGAGGAGCCCUACGGCGACCGGGCCGCGGGCCAGAAGGAGGCCCCGGGACUGGCCAACGUGGUGCAGGUGAAGCAGGAACCCAUCGAGAGCGAUGAGGAGGAGGCAGAGCCUCAGCAGGAGCUGGAGCCCGGGCAGAGACAGGCGGAGCAGGAGCUGCUCUUCCGUCAGCAAGCCCUUCUCCUGGAGCAGCAGCGGAUCCACCAGCUGAGGAACUACCAGGCGUCGCUGGAGGCAGCCGGAAUGCCCGUGUCCUUCGGGGGACACCGACCCCUGUCCCGGGCACAGUCCUCUCCAGCCUCAGCCACCUUCCCAAUGUCCGUGCAGGAGCCCCCCACUAAGCCAAGGUUCACAACAGGCCUCGUGUAUGACACCUUGAUGCUGAAGCACCAGUGUACCUGUGGAAACACCAACAGCCACCCGGAGCACGCGGGGAGGAUCCAGAGCAUCUGGUCCAGGCUCCAGGAGACGGGGCUGCGGGGCAAGUGUGAGUGCAUCCGCGGAAGGAAAGCGACUCUGGAAGAGCUGCAGACGGUUCACUCGGAAGCCCACACGCUGCUCUACGGCACAAACCCUCUGAACAGGCAGAAGCUGGACAGCAAGAAGCUUCUAGGUUCUCUAACGUCGAUGUUUGUCAGGCUGCCUUGCGGUGGUGUCGGGGUCGACAGUGAUACCAUUUGGAACGAAGUGCACUCAUCAGGGGCCGCCCGCCUGGCCGUGGGCUGUGUCAUCGAGCUGGUCUUCAAAGUGGCCACAGGAGAACUCAAGAAUGGAUUUGCCGUUGUCCGGCCCCCGGGUCACCACGCAGAGGAGAGCACCCCCAUGGGUUUCUGCUAUUUUAACUCCGUGGCAAUCGCAGCGAAGCUGCUCCAGCAAAGGCUCAACGUGAGCAAAAUCCUGAUAGUGGACUGGGAUGUCCACCAUGGGAAUGGGACUCAGCAGGCCUUCUACAACGAUCCCAAUGUCCUUUAUAUCUCACUGCAUCGCUACGAUGAUGGGAAUUUCUUCCCGGGCAGCGGCGCUCCCGACGAGGUUGGCACAGGAGCAGGAGUUGGUUUCAACGUUAACAUGGCAUUUACUGGUGGCCUGGAUCCACCCAUGGGAGACACGGAAUAUUUAACUGCUUUCAGGACCGUGGUCAUGCCCAUUGCCAACGAGUUUGCCCCGGAUGUGGUGCUGGUGUCGUCCGGUUUCGACGCAGUGGAAGGACAUCCCACGCCCCUGGGAGGGUAUAACCUGUCAGCAAAAUGCUUCGGGUACCUGACAAAGCAGCUGAUGGGCCUGGCCGGGGGCCGGGUGGUCCUGGCCCUCGAGGGCGGCCACGACCUGACCGCCAUCUGCGACGCCUCCGAGGCCUGCGUGGCUGCUCUGCUGGGCAACGAGCUUGACCCUCUUCCAGAGAAGGUUUUCCAGCAGAGAGCCAACGCCAACGCGGUGCAUUCCAUGGAGAAGGUCAUCGAGAUCCACAGCAAGUACUGGCACUCCCUGCAGCGUUCUGCCUCCACAGUGGGCUAUUCCCUGGUGGAGGCACAGAAGUGUGAGAACGAGGAGGCAGAGACGGUGACGGCCAUGGCCUCGCUGUCCGUGGGCGUGAAGCCGGCGGAGAAGAGACCUGAGGACGAACCUAUGGAAGAGGAACCUCCCCUGUAGCAUUAACCUUCGAGCUGGAGUUCUCCUGUCUGUUUGUCUUCGUCUCGAAGCUCUGCCAAGAAGCUUUCUCUUGUUACUCCUGCGUCCUGUCGCGGUUAAUUCCAGAACACGGGAAGGACAGCCAGGUGUAAAGCAAAGCAACCGACAACAAAACCGGAAUCUCUGCGUAUCUUUGAGUCUCUAUUUGCUGAAAAAUGCUGGUGAAGAGCAGCAAAGGACUGACAACGUUGGGUGCUCUUCCUCUGGUCCUCACUGGGAGCGGAACGAGGAACGACGCCCGGGAAGUCUUUGGCAGAGUUGCCAAAAAACACACACAACAAAUAUAAAGAAAUCAAAGCUUCAACAACGAACAUACGCGAAAAUAAAACAAACCUUAACAUAAAACUGGUGCUUACAAGCUGAUGACCCACAACUGAGCAAUCUCCGCUUGAACCACUCGGCCCAUCGUGUAGUUUCAUUUCUUGGAUAUUUUGGAAUGGCUCUUGCCUGCCUGGGAGUCAGCGACAGCUCCUGUCGGAACGGGAACUCUGGGAGAUGGUGUAUUUUUAACGGGGAGGGACAGGGAAUGAGGGACUCAUCUGACAUCUAAAGGAAAGGGAAGGAGAAAGGGGGAAACGUGAGCCCAGAUGGAGUCGGCUUUAUGGUCUCCAAAGCCAUCUGAAGAUGAGUUUGUGCCUUUUUUUCUAAUUGAUGGAUUUGGUGCAGCUGGAUUUUCUGAAGUUUGAGGAACAAUGCCUUAAGUAAAAAAAAAAAUAAAUAAAACAAAAACAAACAAACAAACAAAACCCACACAGCAGUUCCUGAAUAUUUUUCCUCUGGUUGGGAAAGCCAAGAACUGCCAUCAGGAAGGAAGACUUUUUGGCUUGUGCUGGCAUGAUGGUGGGAAGCAGGCAUCAGCUGAACGGAGCGUCUCCAAAAACUCUCGACAAGUUUGGAUUUGUUUUGUUUUCUUUCAUUGCUGUUUCAAAAAAAAAAAAAAAAAAAGGAAAAAAAAAGAAAAAAAUAAGGUAGUUGCCAAAAAAAGUGGCAAAUACUGUUGGGUCUUUGAAAUUCAACCAUUUUUAACAACAAAUUUUCCAAUGUUUUCUCUCUCUUCUACAUUAUCUGGCAAUUGAACUUAUCGAUUUGGUUGUCGAAGCAUGUAUUAGACACAACUGCAGGUUUUAAGACUGGAAUGCUUUUUAUUAAAAGCAACUAGCAUGAGAUAUUGCUUAAAUUGUUAGGUAUAAAUAUAUAUAUGUGUAUAAUGUAUAGUCCAAAUGUAUUCCAAGCUUAGAAACCGGAUUCCUAUGAAUUAUUGAGAAAAAUAUUUAUGAUGCAUUUCUAGGAAAAAAGAAAAAAAAGAAAUAUAUGUAAUAAAUGCAUACUCUAACAGUAGCCAUUGGAAGCUCCCUAGGGAGAGAUUUGGGAAUUGGAACGUCCAAGGUGCUUUUGGAAAAGGAUCCAGGUUGAAACAUGAGGACUUUUCAGGUGACAGGUUGGGAAGUUUUUCAGAAAGCCAACACUUGAGCCACUGGGCAACUACCCUAAACAUUUGUAUUUUAAUUUAAGGUUUUUAGUUGUGAUCCUUUUCUAACAAAGACAAGAAAACAAAGAGUUUUUUAUAGCGAAGACGAUGAAUUUGCUGUUAAUUUUUAUAUGGAUCUUUUCCCGCCCCCCUCCGGAAGCCUUGUUUGUGUGACUCCGACCUUUCUUUCCCCUUUGGCAGGUUUCCUUCCCCGACAGCAAUAGCAUCUAAACCUCCCUCCCUUCCUGCUUUUCUUGCUUGGACACGGAUUUUCCUUUGGGGUUUUGCCUUUUCCUUUCUGGUUUUCUCUCUUUUUCCUCGACUCUUUUGGACAGUCAGCAGCUUCCUGCAGGCGUGAGGAACUGUGGCACACGGACAGAGUUGAUUUUUUUGGGAUUGGGUGCGUUUUUUCAAGGAAUAGGGGGCGUGGUGAGCUCUUUUGUAUCACUGUAUAUUUCCUCAGUUCUCUUCUAGUAGCUGUGUAGAGAAAAUAAGGAAUUUCCUUACCUUUGACAUAGUAGUAUCCAAUGGGCGAUGUCUUUGUCCUCCAAGGAUCACGGGAGCCUUGGGACAGCUCGUUGGACGCUCAUUCCUGGUGUUUUCUCUCCGCUGGACCGACGGAUGCCCUCAGACCUCCCACCUCUCUCUUUUUCUCUCCUCUUCUUCCUCUCACUGGUAGGGCUGGAGGUGUUUUUUCCCCCGGGAAUGCCGGAUGGGAGAGGCAGCCAGCCCUUCCAUGAGGAGUUGAGCAUCCUAGAGGAGCAUCUUGGAGGCGCCGGCGCCGCCUCAGAGCAGUGUAGGACAGCACAUCCCUGCUCCCAACCCCCACAUGCAGCUUCUCCUCAAUCCCUGUCAUUUUACCAUCCCUGUUAUUUUAUCCUGUUCCCGUGAUGACUGACGGGGCCGCUUCCAGUAACUUCCUCUUUUUCCAGUUCUCCAAGCAGCCGUUUCCAUUCCGUUCAGGAGUCACGGGAGGCAUUGGAAGUGCAACCCCACAUGUGAGCAAAGGCAAGAGGCUUUUGGUUUAUUCCUCCAUUUCUAAUGCAGUUGAAAACACUACAGUAAUUGAGUUGUGCAAACCCAAGUACGUCCGAAAAUUCGGAAUUUUAAGGACCAUCCUCAGUGUAUCCUAAAGAGAAUCCCGUGUGAAAACACGACGGACCUGGGGAUGGGGCGGGACGGGAUUUUUUCCGCCCUCCCGCUUUGCUGCUGUGACCUAAAAUCAAUCCCGCUGCCGAGUUUGGUGACUGACUUGGAAUUAUCCUUGGAAUUGUCCUCCCUCUGUGGGCGGUGACCGUGUUCACACCCUCCUUUCUCUUGCCAGCUCUUCCCUGGAAGGUUUUUUUCCCAUUUCUCCUCUCGGUCGUGGCAAAGCUUUUUCCUUCCUUUUGGGCCUUCCCAGGAACCACCGGCUGACCGUGCUGAGCCGGUUCCUUUAGGAAAACUGGAGGAGCUCGUCGGGAUCCCACCUUCUUUCCUUUCCACCAUUUCACUCAGCUUUUUGACAGGGAUGGAAAGACUUUUUUCCCGAGACGUCAGAGCUCAUCUCCUCCGAACUCCGGGUGACGUGGAUUUGUUUGAGCGUCACCCGCUCCCCUGGGGAUGCUCUUCCCCGGGGAUGCUCUUCCUUGAGGAUGCUCUUCCCCGAGGAUGCUCUCUGGGGCCGGUGCAGGCACAGAGAGAGGGGAAGGAGCCCCCAUUUUGAGGCUCCCCGGGGUUUUUUCACCUUUUUGAGCCAUUCGCUUCUUCAUUUCCGAUGACUUUGCCAUAGGGCAGGAGCCCGGGAUGCUCCCGCAUCCCAUCGUGGUGCUGCCCGGGGCAUCUUUGUACCUGCUUGGGAAGAAAAGGAGCAUCUUUAAAUCCUCUUGACAGUGAAGUGAGGCCCAGUUUGCAGUACACAACCACCAGGGGGGGCUUUUUUGGGGGGGGCAUUGUUGUUUUGGGUUUUUUUUCUUCUUACUUUCGAUACAAAACAUUCCUUUUUUUAUUAGUCACGGUCACGUCUUCAUUCCAUUCUUCCUUUUGUAAACUUUUUUGGGCCCACGUUCUUUUGACGGGCAUUGAUAUAUAUAAAUAUAUAUAUAAAUAUAUAUGAAUAUAUUUUUUUAAGUUUCCUACACCUUGAGGUUGCAUGGUCUGUAAGGUUGGCAUGUCUUUAUAUUGUAUACAGAUUUUGCACGCCACACUUGGCAGCUUUGAAAACAAUAACAAAAACAAACAAACAAACAAAACAAAACAAAAAAAAUGGUGGUUUGGGGUUGGGUUUUUGAUUUUUUGGGGUUUUUUAAAAUUUUUUUGGGUUGGUUUUUGUUUCGUUUCAUUUUGGUUUGAGAUUUUCUUUUUUCCUCUCGUGGCAUUUGCGGAGACUAAAGGUUGGGAUGUUGUUGUCACACACACACACACACACAAAAAAGGAAGGAGAGUGGAAAUUUUUGUUUGUCUCACUGAACUGAAUAAGAAAUUGUGGUUUUUGUUGUUCAAAAGAGUAACUACAAAGAAAGCAGACAAAGGACUACUUACACAUUUCUCACUUUAAGAAGAAAAGAAAGAAAAAACUAAGACGUUUCUCUAGCACUUGUGACUUACCAAUAAUAGAGUUUAUUGUAUUUAUGCGGAACCAGUGUUUUUAGGGGGGACUACGCCGAACACACCAAGUAAACUGCCUGUGUCCUGGUUACUCUCGUUAUUCUUCUCAUUUCCUUUCGUUUGGGUUGGUGUUUCGCUUUGGUUUCUCGCCGGGGUGGGGAGGUUGGAUGCGACGGACGCGACCCUCGCGUCGGAGCCGCCGAUCCCGAGGAGAGCUGCGUGGCUGAGGAGGACUUGAAAGAGUUAACUCUCCAGCACAGCCGAACUUUUGUAAGGAAUUACUUUUCCAGGAUGUAUUAGUGCUCGGUUUCACUUUAAGCAGUCUUGUACUGUGCAACACUGUGGUUUAAAAAAACGAGACUUUGCAGCGAAAGGCAAAACGUGUUUCUUCAUUGUCGUGAGGUCGGGCUCGUUCUCAGCUCGGCUUCGCUUUGUCUUUGAUAUUGACGAAAAAAUUAAAAAAAAAAAACCCACACACACACA